This is a messenger RNA of Carassius auratus (goldfish), 558 nucleotides long. RefSeq names its product fucolectin-like. The transcript has 5 exons. The coding region runs from base 1 to 558 and encodes 185 amino acids. NCBI's taxonomy places the organism in Eukaryota, Metazoa, Chordata, Actinopteri, Cypriniformes, Cyprinidae. The record is from RefSeq and is a predicted model, not a curated record.
AUGAUGCUGCAGCCGCUGGAGGAGAAUCUCAGCACAGAUUUCUCUCGAGAGAAUUUGGCAUUUAAAGGAAAGGCUGUACAGUCAAGCACAUUUAAUGCCUGGGGAGCUGCAAAGGCCAUCGACGGCAUCAGAUACACUCCAAGCUGCGCCCACACAUCAUACGAGCUCAACCCGUGGUGGAGGCUGGACCUGCUGGAUUCUUACUACAUUUACAAAGUGACCGUCACCAACAGAGACGACUACUGUCUGGAUCAAACGACUGGAGUAGAGAUCCGCAUCGGAAACUCUCUGGAGAACAACGGCAACAACAAUCCCAGAUCUGGUGUCACUUCACUUGUCCCAGCAGGCAGUUCUGUCAGUUUCUCUUGUGGAGGAAUGGAAGGUCGUUAUGUGAACAUGUACAUUCCUAACAUUCAGAAGUAUCUCACGCUGUGUGAGGUGGAGGUUUAUGGAACAGCCAAGAAGCAGGUGACCCGAGUGCAGGUGAAAGCUGCUGAGAAUGUGGAUGAAGCUGAACUGAAGGAGCUCGUCUUAAACCAGAUUUCCCCAUCAGCGUGA